Messenger RNA from Aureobasidium melanogenum CBS 110374, 2133 nucleotides. RefSeq lists its product as uncharacterized. The transcript has a single exon. The coding region runs from base 1 to 2133 and encodes 710 amino acids. Lineage: Eukaryota; Fungi; Ascomycota; Dothideomycetes; Dothideales; Saccotheciaceae. The record is from RefSeq and is a predicted model, not a curated record.
AUGCCACCCCAAGUAGCAAGAGCCGAUUCCGACAUAAUCUAUCGCUCAGAAACGCCUCUACGACAGAAGAAAUUUCCUAGUCGACGCCGCACGAUACGCUCUUCUGGUGUCCAUACUCCAGCGCCGCUGCGUCAGCAGUCCACUCUGACACAGCAGCCACUGUGGGCUGUAUCCCGAUCACCCACAACUGCUGAGGACGAAGAUGAUGUUGAGGAUGAGGAUCAAAAUUAUCAAGAGGACGAGCUAGAGAGGGCAAGACCUAGAAGGAAGAAGAGAAAGAGCGAGGUAGAUGGCAAAAGGCAGACAACCAUGACACAAUACGUUCCGUCUUCUUUCAUCGGAGAGCGCUACGAUGGAGCAGCAGAUCUAUUUCUGCAGUUCAUGCCAGACGAUUCGUUCGAUGGAGUUCGAGACUCACAAUCACAACUGGUCCUCGACAGACACGACAAAGGUCCACAAACAGGGAUGCAAGGGCUCAUUGAUGAAAAUGCACCCGCGGCUGCAGACGGCGACGUGACGAUGCAGGGAGACGAGGAAAACCACAGCCAAAGGACACAAUCUAGCUCAGACCAUAGCGAUGAGAGAGUGGAUUCAGCCUUUCCAAAACAGCAAGCGCGACCGCAUCCAAGUCCAGAACUACCAAUAUCUGCCAUGAACCUCAGAACUCCCAGGAAGAAGUUCAAGUCCGAGAUUCCGUCAUCCAACACUCCACAGAGCGCCAUCAUAUCCAUCUGCUCAGCCAAGACCGUGCGCUCACCUGAGCGUUCACCACUACGGAACAAGAGCACCAAUGCAUUCUCGCAGAGCCAUGCUGGCGAGGAUACUAGAAUGAGUCCCGUUCCCGAAAGUCCUACAAAACCCGUCUCUCCUUUCCGUCUAUCACCUCUCAAGAAUCGCCCAAUCUUCCGCAUACCCGAGAAACCUCCUACACUCCAGCAUCGCAGUACCAUUCCAGACUCUGAAGACACAGCCACUCAAGUGACUCCGUUCAAGCAGAACAAGUUCCGCAGUCAAAUACCUGACACCCAGAUGGAAAUGUUCGGGGAAGAAAUCACGGCUGCCACUGAGGCACAACUCCCUGUCGACAGUUAUACUCAGUAUGCUGGAGGAACAUACUACGCCGAGAACGAUUAUGACUACAACUUUGAUCCAGUCUGUAGUGCUUUGGACCGUGAUGCCGCCCGUUUCAUGCAAACGCAACUACAACGAGAUCGUUUCGGUUAUGAUGCUUUCCACAAAACGCGAAGCUUUUCUCAAGCUGAAGAGGACCGAGCCGAACAUGCUCCUGAAGCAAAGGAGGUUGAGAGCGAUAAGGAAUCCAAAUUGGUCACAACACAACAGUCACAAGAGCUCGGUGACGAUCUGCCUGCUCCAACUUCACGACCUCAGCUGCUUGAGCAAGAGUUUGAGGAUGCACCCACACAAUCGCCUCGAUCAUCCCCUCAACAGCCUUCUCGGAUCCUCUAUCAGUCUGAUGAGAUCGAGGAAAUAGACCUUUCGGGUGAUAUUGUUCUACCGAACACGACCAUCAGAGAGGUGAUACAGAUCGCCUCCUCUCCGAACAGCAAGAGUGUCAGUAGCGGAAAGUAUCCGUCUUCGCCACCUCUUGUUGUCGAGAAUGAUGCACGUCUUCGGGCAGAGGCUGGAGAGCAGAUGAAAAAUACUGAACGUCACUCAUCUCCGCCUCUACCAAUCAUUCUACCAAUACCUCCUUCGCAGAUUAGUACAGUCGGCGGCACACAGCUACACCACUCCCUCAGGAAGCAUACCCAAAUGGCCGCAUACGUAAGUAGUAGUCCGCCACCUAUGCCGCCUUCCACAUCCUCGCCUCCGCCCGAAGCAAGACAAUAUCUAAGGAGGUUCCUCGCAAUGUACGAGUCAGAUGAUGAGGACGACAUGGACAAAGGUGAUCCUGAACCGCCACUGUACGAUGAGGAUGAGGACGACAUGGAUCUAGACUUUGUACCUCAACAACAACACGACGCAGACCGUGCAAUGGGAAGUGACGAUGAUAAUGGUUCAGAGGAUGAGGAGGGUCAUUCAAGGCUGGAACAUAUAUUGCCCGAUACCCUUCUUGACUUUUCAUUGCCGCCGCCACCAACACAAAGUUCAGUGAGAAGUACGAAAUCUUGA